Molecule: messenger RNA, 1618 nt
Organism: Rotaria sp. Silwood1
Lineage: Eukaryota; Metazoa; Rotifera; Eurotatoria; Philodinida; Philodinidae
Source: the annotation of a GenBank genome assembly
AUGAACGAAUGGAAACGAUACUUUGAAGAAUUACUCAACGUCAAGUCAAAUACAUCUCCAACUACACAAACAAUUCCACCAGCCGACAAAGAUCUUCCAAUCAACACGGGUCCAAUUUCGAUCGCUGAAGUACAACAAGCAAUCAAACAGCUAAAAAACGGAAAAUCUCCCGGACUCGAUCACAUCAUAACACCAGAAGUACUCAAGCAUUAUGGAAUACCAAUGAAAAUGAUCAACGCAAUUCAAACUAUAUACAACAACUCACGAAGUGCAGUUCUGGUGGAUGGUCAACUCACAGAAGAAUUCGACGUCACUACCGGUGUUUUACAAGGUGAUACAUUGGCACCAUUCCUCUUCAUUAUUGUAAUCGAUUACGUCAUGAAAAAUGCGGAAACACAACACACAAAUGAACAAGGUGAACAUGGAUUUGUAACAAAUCAACGACAAUCAAAACGACAACCAGCAACAACAAUUCACGAUCUAGCCUUUGCUGAUGAUAUCGCUCUGUUCGCAAGUAACUUCGACAGAGCACAAACACAAUUGAUCACAACAAUGAAUUGGGCCGAUAAAGCAGGCUUACAAGUCAACAUCAAAAAGACACAAGCACUAACAAACCAAAAUACCAACAACAAAUCUAUGCAAAUAAAUGGAGAAGACAUUCAAUGGGUAGACAAUUUCAAAUACCUUGGCUCAAUGGUACUCUCAAGCAACACAGAUAUCAAAGUAAGGAAAGGGUUAGCAUGGAAAGCUUUCUGGAAAUUGCGAAACAUAUGGAAAUCGACAACAAUACCUACGAAACUUAAGAUUAACAUCUUCAAAGCUUCUUGCAUUUCGAUUUUACUAUAUGGCUCCGAAAGCUGGAUCAUCACAAAAACCCUUGAGAAGUCCCUAAACAGCUUCGCUACUAGCUGUUAUCGAAUAAUACUCAACAUUAAACGACUGGACAAAAUAUCAAAUAAUACAAUCUACGAAAAAGUGAAACAAGAACCCCUGGUACAAACAAUACAACGUCGACAACUGCGCUUUAUUGGACAUUGCCUACGCCGAAACUCAAAUGAAUUUACCAACAUGUAUGCUCUGUACACUCCGAAACCUGGCCAUGGAAAACGUAAGCGUGGACGACCCCGCUUGAAAUACGUUGAUUACGUCGCAAGACUGAUCAGCAAUGACAAUCCACCAACGAUCGAAGAAAUCAGAAAGGCUGCUGCAGACAGGAAAAGCUGGUACGAUAUUGUUAUCGCCUGUAAACCGCGCCUGUUUGCAGUCGACUGAUGAUGAUGAUGAUGAUGUUACCGUCAUAUAUGAUAAUAAACAGCUCUUUGUCGAAACUUUGUUAUUAUUAUAUAAAAUAAAACAUGAUGAAACAUUACAGAAAAAUAAAGCAUUGUUAUUAUUAUCACCACAUAUACAGAGAAAGUUUCCUAAAGCUUUCUAUAGGGAACUAAAGUGCCGUUAUCAUUACUUUUGGCAGGAUCUAAGUGGUAACACCAUUGAUACAUUUUGAAAAUGCAAAAUAAGAAAAGAAAAAAAAAUAAAAAGAACAAAUGCUCUACGCUUGAACUGUUCUAGACCUCAAAUUAUUUUGCAUGAAACCAGACCAACUAAAAUGAUUCUAAGU